AAAAAAAAAAAGUCGCUCCGUUUUUUCACUUACAAUUAAUCGGAGCUGCCAUGUGGAGGCACGUGGGUGUUGUCUUGUCUUUUAUUAAAACGGUUUGUUUUACUGUUUGCCAAAAUCAAGUUGGGAUGCAAACAUCCAGUGGGUCUAAUAAUGCAAGAAAUCGCCUCUACCACGAGUCCUGAUAUUCAGCAAGAGAAACUAAUCCUACCUGCGAAUUUAGGAGUUGUUUCACACUGCUAGAUUUAAGAAGUCAUGCCGAAAUCCUGAUUUUUAUUUUAUUUAUUUAUUUUUUUUUUAAUGUAGGCGUGUUGCAGUCUGUCCCGACUAUCGUAAAGCAAAUGGUGGUCACGUUAAAACUCUUUCGCUGUCUUCUGGUGUGUUUAGACCCUGUUCAAAAACGUUUAUCCUUUCUAGCUGUUUGGUCGGCUGUUACUUGAAAAGUCAGGAGAUUUGGCCUCCCAGGCAAGGAUCAUGUUGAUGCACCCAACAUGUCGGUCCUUUUUUUCCCCUUAUUAAUGCUAAGGCACCAUGUUACGUUUCAGACAUAAAGGUGUAUAAGUUCAAAAGCAUUCGGCACAAGUCCUGCGCAUCCGAACCCAACCUUGUUGCGUGGCUAAAAAUGGUUUUUUUUUUUCCUUAAUUAUAUGUGUUCUAUAACACUAGUUUUUACUCUCUUCAUAAGUGACCAUCACAUCUUGCUUAAAAUACAGAACAUUAAUGCAAAUUUUCAGGACUUAAACCAUUACCAGUGUCUGAAAAUCAGACUUCAGUGAAAAUCAAAAACUUCAAUAAAAAUAUGUAUGAGUAUGUCCCCUAAAUUGUCUUGGAUCCUGAAUAAUUAUAACACGGAUGAUCCUGGACUCUAACUGCAGCAUUUAAAGUUUGUUUUUGUUUCUUAUCAUCCAUAGCAAUGUGUGUAACUAAUAUUCUUCAAGCCUUUGUUUUCAAUAUCCUCAUCCAACCCUUAGUAGGAAGGUUAGUACUUCAACCUAAAACAUGUGAUGCAAAACUAAAUAUGGGGAAGCAGUUUUUCAUGGCCUUGGGCAGUUUUGCUAAUGCCAGGUUCUAUACUGCAUUCAUUAUAUUUGAUGUUUCAAAACAGACUUUAGUAACAGUCAAGCACAUCCUAAUUGUUUGUUUUUUUUUCUGUAGAUGGUAAAUCAGGCAACUUAUUUUUUUACAAACAAAAUAAUUACACAUUUAUGCCACUUGCAAGAUCAUAGGGAGAAGUAGUAUGGAAACUGCGGAUCACGAAAAAGAUUAGUAAAGAUUGGUCACAUGGAGUGCGUGGAAAACUAAGCGAUAUCUUUUAUGUCAAAAUAAAAAAAUAGAAAAUAAGUUAUUUAAAAAAUUAAAUAACCUGCAGUCUUUCUCCUACUCUGUAGAUCUUUGCCACGAAGAGUUGCUUUUGCCUGUACAGAAGCAGCAGUUAUGUGAUAUAUCAACAUAGUUAAAAAAAUUUUAAAAUUCCUAUUCUUCUUUUCCUGUGCCUGCCGUUGAAAUGAAUGAGGAGUCAAGUGUGGAGAAAAAUUGAUACACAUGAGGAGCAUGACACCUCAACUGAAAAUGCAGAUGAUUCUAACCAUGAUCCUCAGUUUGAGCCUAUAGUUUCUCUUCCUGAGCAAGAGAUCAAGACUCUCGAGGAGGAUGAGGAGGAGCUGUUUAAGAUGCGAGCAAAGUUGUUUCGAUUCGCAUCAGAAAAUGACCUUCCAGAGUGGAAAGAACGAGGAACUGGUGAUGUAAAGCUCCUGAAACACAAGGAGAAAGGAACAAUUCGCCUCCUCAUGAGAAGAGACAAAACCCUAAAAAUCUGUGCAAAUCAUUACAUUACACCUUUAAUGGAGUUGAAGCCUAAUGCUGGAAGUGACAGGGCAUGGGUUUGGAAUACACAUGCUGACUUUGCAGAUGAAAGCCCUAAACCUGAACUCCUGGCAAUCCGAUUUUUAAAUGCAGAAAAUGCACAGAAAUUCAAGGCAAAAUUUGAAGAAUGCAGGAAUGAAGUAGAUAAGAGGUCAAAGAAGGCAGGCACAGACAAAGACAAUAGUGCUGAAAAAGUUGCUGCGAAAUUAGAAGAGCUUUCUGUAAAGGAAGAGAGCAAAGCAGCUGAGAAGAAAGAGACCAAGGAAAAAACUGAAGAAAAGCAAUAAAUCAUCUUGGGCCUUGCGGUUUUUUCCCUUUCUUUUUCUUUAUUUUUUUUAUUUUUAUUUUUACAAGGGACUUUAUAAAGAACUGAAUUCUGACAUUCAAGUUGUUUUUUUCUAAGCUUUUGCCCUUUUGAAGAUGCUUUGAGAAAAUCCAUUUCCCAGUCAUGAAAAUGUACUGUGCUAACUUUCUUUUCCAUAGUGGAAACACUUAUUUAUAGUCAUCCAAAAGAGUUAAUAAAACAAACUUGAAAACAGCAUUAAAGGACAGAACUGAGUUUUCUAUACGCUUCAAAGGCUUAUGACUACAACUCUUACACUGGGUGUUACGUUUUGAAACUUGUAUCUUCAUAAAUGAUGUAAUUAGAUUAAGUGAAUUUUACCAACUGAAAAGAUUAAAAUUACAUAGGUGUUCUUGUAUGGUAUUUGGAUGAUGACUGCUAACAAGCUUAAGCAAAUUGCUUAUACCAGACUUCCUUCUCUUCUUUCCCGUCUUAUCCUUAUGAAAGAUUACUAGAAAACUAAUCUUAAAGGCCUAAUGGCUUUCAGAAGUUUUUUAUGUAUUAAAAGUGCAAGUUCUUCCUUUACCAGUCUACUGUAAGUUGGUGUACUGUCUCUUCACUCAAGUUUUUAUAUUAACAUUGAUAGGGAUAAAUCUAAAUCUUUCUAGCAGUUUGCUAGAAUAUGCCCUAUUUGUUAUCAUAUACUUCAGCUGUCACUUCCUGAAUUUCACACUAAUCUCUUAGCUAUUCAGAACUUCUCUCACAUUAACAAAUUCCAAGGGUUGUGGAAUUAUAAAAGGCCUGGUGAAAGCUGUUUUCCUUAGAGUGAGGAAUUCCUAAUGCAAAUUAAAAAAAAAAAAAAAAUUUAAACAUGCAAGCUGAAACUUAAUGGUGGUUCACAUUUGACAUGAUUCUGUGGCACUCCCCAAAAUGGUAAUAAGUAUUUUAGUGAAAGUUCCUCCCUUAGAAGCAUUUAUAGCAGUUAAUCCAGUGUUCACUUCCUGCUUGAGAAUUAGAAAAUAAGCUGCAGUGGGCACCUCAGCCAUUACUAUCAAAGAAAUUCUCUUUGAAUACUAUUUGAGUCAGUAUCUUAAACUUUUCUUUGUGUUGACAUUGUGUCCUAUUCUUGAAGUGGAGCUAAGUACAAAGUUUAGAUGAAUUUUACUUUUCAACUUGAAGUGUGGUGACAAAAUAUCCAACAAUGUAAUUAAUUGAUCUUGGCAAAGAGGUCUGAAAAGCCUUCCGACUUUCUUUGCCUAGAUUUCUUAACUUAUAAAUUCAUAUUCUUAAGGACCUACUAUACUGUAAAGCAGGGGUAUCAGAUUUAUUUGACCCCCUGGGCCAGAUCUGGAUCCAGCCCCUCCCAAUUCUCCUGGCCCUUCCAGGAGCCCUGUUAGCCACAUGUUUGACACCCCUGAGGUUAAGCGCUUAUCUUCUGUUCAUGCUAGCACUGAUUUUAGGUUCUGGUAAAUUAUUCUUUAAGCUGGAACUACAAACAAGGUGCUUUGCUUUAUAGUAAAUACCUCUUAGAUGUAGUUAGAGUUCACUUUCUUUCCCAGUUGCUUCACUAGAUUUUUCAGACUUUUUCACACGUAUUAUCUGGUGCAGGAGUUGUCCUUUUUAGUCCACAGACAUAAUUGAGAGGGGAAGGAUCAAAUGCUUUGUUCCCUAGGACACUUACAAAUUGUAAACUGAAUGUUCCAACUGUCUCCUCAAGAUGUCAAUGGUAUGCUUGGAAUUUCCACGUUCUUUAAAAUAGCAUUGUCUAUAGGCUGUUUUCAGAUAUUUAAUUUCCUGCCAUCUAAAUGUAAAUGCCAAAACUAUCCAUGAAGAACACUGUAGAUCUAAACUGAUAAUGUUAAGCAGUGUGUUUUAAAUUGGGCAAGCAGGGGCUGGAGUUUAAGUAUCUAAUUUCAAAAUAAAUUUAACUUUAAACUUUGAUUAAAUGAUUUGGGGGUUUUGUUUGUUUGUUUGUUUUUAAGCUCACUGUUGUGUUGGUAAUGUAAAUGCAGUAGGCUUGUGUCCUUUGCCUACUGUAGAAAAAUAAGUAGAAAAAAGGAGAAAAUUAAGAUGGGCUGUUCCAAUUUUGCAAUUCAGGUUGACUGACAUAGAAGAAAAAUCUGCAAAUUGUAUUUGGAUUAAUACUUGGAUCAAGGUAUUUAGAUAUUGACAACUAACUCCAAUUGAAUUGCUUCUUUUUAACUUUUACAUGUGUGCUUAUUGUAACUGUUUCCUGAUAUUUGUCUUUCUAUUCAGAUAGUGAUCCAUGUUCAAAUGGGUCAUUUUCAUCUCUAGUAUAGUUAUUGACUGACUUAGGGAUGCAUUUGGCCUCCAGUCUUUUGCCUGGUGCUCAUGGCUUAUUAAUUUCCUUGUCACUUUCUUGAUUUCUCAGUAGAAUUUAUGUAGAAAAGCAGUCUAGUGAAGUUGUCUUGGUCUAUAACUAAACUGAAGCUUUGCCAAUCAAUGUUUUGACUUGGAAAGAUUCUAUAUAGAUUGCUUCCCUAUAUUUGGAGAAAAAAAAGUAUUUUAAAAACUGUAUAUUAACAUAAUAAACUGCUCCUUGUGUCA
Molecule: messenger RNA, 4711 nt
Organism: Alligator sinensis (Chinese alligator)
Lineage: Eukaryota; Metazoa; Chordata; Crocodylia; Alligatoridae
Gene: RANBP1
Product: RAN binding protein 1
Exons: 6
Coding region: 1506-2147 (213 amino acids)
Biological process (GO): nucleocytoplasmic transport; positive regulation of mitotic centrosome separation
Cellular component (GO): cytoplasm; nuclear pore; centrosome
Molecular function (GO): GTPase activator activity
Source: RefSeq, a predicted model, not a curated record